AUGUAUACCGUCAGAUCAUGGCCCGCCAGCGGCCACCAUUCAUUCUUGAACUUCCCCCUAUUUAUCCUUAUAUGUAUAUCAACAAUCCUCUCCUUAAGUGCCGGUACCUCGGCGGCUCCGUUUGUUCUAGCCAAUGAUGACAUCUCGCAGCAGAUCAUCAUCAUUGACGGCGACCAACAGGUCCCGCUCAUUGGAGCAGAGCCUAAAGCUGGUGUUGAACACUCGGAAAAUAAACAGGAGCCUCUUCCGGGGCAUUCACCUCCAUCUUCUUGGCCCCCUGCUAGUAACACGCUAAGGACGAUGCUUGAGACCCUUGACGUGAUGCAGUCGGACUACUUCAGCCUCUGGCAGGCGACCUGGCCAACAGGCAUUGACUGGACCAAAGCAGUCGUCAAUACCCACAUUCUUUCCGCCCUAUCUCUGCUGUCGUCCACGCUCGACUUUACAGACGAUGCGCCAGAGUCGAGCUGCUAUGGUGAUGCGGCAAUGUCCACCGAGAACCUAAUCAGUUAUUACUUCCAGCAAACGUCAGCUUUUUGGCAUGGGGAGAACUUCUUUGGGAUACGGCUGCAAGCUUAUGAUGACAUGCUGUGGGUUGUUUUGGAGUGGCUGGAGAGCAUCAAAUUUCAAAACUUGCAUUCAGAGUUGCAUUUUGGCCGCCAUCCCAACAGCAGGCCAGACCAUCACCACUCGUGGCAUGGAACCCAAUACAGGACCCCUGCGGCACACAGGGCGCGGGUAUUCUAUGAUUUAGCAGCGCGGGGAUGGGACACGCUGCUCUGCGGUGGUGGCAUGAUUUGGAGCCCUUGGCUUACUCCUUAUAAGAACGCUAUCACAAAUGAGCUCUUCAUAUCAGCAAGUAUUGAUAUGUACCUCUACUUUCCAGGUGAUCCCAUCGACUCGCCAAUUGUGGAAAGCCAGCUUCAGGGCGAUGGGUUGGUGAGCCUACCCCGCAAUCCCAUUCAUCUGGACGCUGCUAUAACAGCCUAUAAGUGGCUUAAAGACUCAAACAUGACUGGGUCCAACGGUCUGUACGGGGAUGGGUUCCACAUACACGGAUGGACUCCAAAGGAUCCUGGAACGGGCAAAUGCGAUGUUCUGAACACAAUGGUGUACACCUAUAACCAAGGAGUUAUACUGAGCGGGCUCAGGGGUCUUUGGUUGGCCACUGGAAAGAGGCACUAUCUCGAAGAUGGUCACAACCUCGUCAAGAAUGUGAUAAAAGCGACGGGUUGGCCAGCAAAGUCAGAUCACACUUGGCAUGGGCUCGGGAGGGGAGGAGUCUUAGAGGAGGCAUGUGAUAGUACUGGCUUAUGUUCGCAGGACGGACAAACAUUCAAAGGUAUAUUCUUUAAUCAUUUCGCAGAAUUCUGUCGACAGAUUAACCCCCAAGAGAAGAGGAUGCUCUCUGAUCCAGCACUCUAUAAGUCGGCGAGAGGCGAUAACACUAGCGAGGAAGAUCGAAGAAACGCAUUUAGAUGGCAUCAACGAACUUGUGCAUCCUACUUACACUGGGUCGAGCACAAUGCUCACGCUGCAUCUGUUACUAAGAAUGAGAAAGGCAAAUACGGGAUGUGGUGGGGUCCCAAAUAUGCUGACAGCGAGAUUAACAGUGCUGAAAAUGCUGUUGUGUUGCCGCAUGGUGCCGUGGAUUACAGCAACUCUGACCCGCCAAUCAACCGCGCCAGCCCCGACCUUGCAUUCCUACAGGCUAAGGGAAACCGAACACAUUUUGCCAAGGAAGCUCCCAGCAAUAUCGUUAGUGGCCAGCUGCGUCCUGUCGCUCGUGAAAUUCAAGGCUCUAUGGCUUCCAAGUCGGAAGCAGGCAGUGCUGGAACCAGACGUGAUUUUGCCAAGGCAGUCAUGGAUGUGAAUGACCGCGGACGGGGCCGUACACUAGAAACACAAUCCGGUGCCCUCGCAGUGUUCAAGGCUUUAUACCAAUGGGAGACAACACCUUCAUUGAGACGCUGA
Molecule: messenger RNA, 1974 nt
Organism: Nannizzia gypsea CBS 118893
Lineage: Eukaryota; Fungi; Ascomycota; Eurotiomycetes; Onygenales; Arthrodermataceae
Product: glycosyl hydrolase
Exons: 1
Coding region: 1-1974 (657 amino acids)
Biological process (GO): carbohydrate metabolic process
Source: RefSeq, a predicted model, not a curated record